AUGUCUCAAUUGCUUCUGACAGCUACGGUCGUGCUCCUCAUUCUGGUCGGAAUCGUCAGUGCCGAUAUCAUGGGAUUUGCAUUCUGGAAGAGCAAUCAGUUCCAAGUCGAGGGACAGACGGUGCUUCUUACUGGCUCCUCCCAGGGUAUGGGUCGCGAAGUUGCUCGAUUACUAUCUGCUCGCGGCGCAAACCUCAUCCUCGUCGCCCGGACUACCAAGAACCUCGAGGUAGCUGUCGAACACGCGAAGGCUCAUGCAAGGAACCCUGCGACUCAGCGCUUCACUUUUAUUUCGGCUGAUGUGACCUCCGAAAGUGAAAAUGCGCGCAUCGUGUCAGAGGCCAUUGCCUGGAAUAAUGGCAAGAUGCCAGAGAUCGUAUGGUGUAUCGCAGGGUCCGCAAAACCGGGGCUAUUCAUAGAGACCAGUACAGACACCUUGCGGACACAAAUGGAGCUGAAUUACUUCGCUGCGGCAUACCUAGCACACGCGACCUUGAAAGCCUGGUUCUACCCCGAACAACCGUAUAAGCCACACGGCAAAGGCCAAGCGCUGGAGCCUCCCAGGAAAUUUAUCAUCACAUCAUCUGUCAUUGCCUUUAUCAACCUCGCAGGCUAUUCGCCUUACGCUCCGGCCAAAGCAGCCCUACGCUCUCUUGCCGACGGUCUACGCUCCGAAGUGCAGCUAUACAAUGCUGCGCGGCGUUCAAAGAGCCCCGGUAGCACUCAAGCACCUGCACCAUUCGACGUCGACAUCCACCUCAUUCUCCCUGGAACAAUCCUCUCUCCAGGGUAUGAGAACGAAGAGAAGACCAAGCAUGCCGUGACUCGUGAGCUUGAGUCUACGGAUCCCAAACAGACGGAGCUCGAGGCUGCCACAGCUGCGGUACAAGGUUUGGAGGCUGGAAAUUUCAUGACAGCGACCAAUUGGCUCGGAGAACUGAUGCGUUUGGGUACGCUGUCUGGGAGUCAGAGGAACAACGCCAUAAUCGACACCAUGGGCGCCUGGAUCGCAACCAUCGUGUGGCUUUUGGUUGUUCCAGACCUCAACAGCAAGGUUUGGGGCUGGGGUAAGAAGAACGGGAUGCCCAAGUUCAGACGCAAUGCACAGUAA
Molecule: messenger RNA, 1110 nt
Organism: Plenodomus lingam JN3
Lineage: Eukaryota; Fungi; Ascomycota; Dothideomycetes; Pleosporales; Leptosphaeriaceae
Biological process (GO): sphingolipid biosynthetic process
Cellular component (GO): endoplasmic reticulum membrane
Molecular function (GO): 3-dehydrosphinganine reductase activity
Source: RefSeq, a predicted model, not a curated record